This is a messenger RNA of Sinocyclocheilus rhinocerous, 875 nucleotides long. RefSeq lists its product as uncharacterized. The annotation marks the transcript as partial. The record is from RefSeq and is a predicted model, not a curated record. NCBI's taxonomy places the organism in Eukaryota, Metazoa, Chordata, Actinopteri, Cypriniformes, Cyprinidae. The transcript has 2 exons.
CAUUCUUGGCCAAUCCAUUCAAGUUGACCAAGCAGCUCCUUGGCCAAAAGAGGGCUGGCCGCCUCACUUGCUCCAAGGAUGCUAUAAAUGGCCACCUCAAGGCCACUUAUAGUGACCCCAUUAGAGAACAACCGCUGGGUCCAUGUGAUGUGCUGAUAACACCACCAGAGCCUCCAUCAGACUUCGACCUGAAGGAGCCCUGCCUAAGGGAAGUGGAGGAAGUGGUGAGGAGAGCAAGAUCAAGCUCAGCACCAGGCCCAAGUGGAGUGCCCUACAAGGUGUAUAAGAACUGCCCAAAGAUACUACAUCUGCUUUGGAGGGUCCAGAAGGUGAUCUGGAUGAGAGGGCAGAUCGCCCAGCCAUGGAGGUAUGCUGAGGGAGUGUGUAUACCAAAAGAAGAGAAGUCUGAGAAUAUCAACCAGUUUCGGGUUAUCUCCUUGCUCAGUGUGGAGAGCAACAUCUUCUUUAGCAUCGUGGCUAAGAGGUUCUCCAACAUCCUGUUAAGCAAUAAGUACAUCGACACGUCUGUGCAAAAGGGAGGUAUACCAGGAGUUCCAGGUUGUCUGGAACACACGGGCGUGGUAACCCAGCUCAUUAGGGAAGCGAGAGAAGGUAGAGGGGACCUGGCAGUACUGUGGCUGGACCUCACCAACGCCUAUGGCUCAAUACCCCACAUGCUGGUGAAGGUCGCACUGGAGAAACACCAUGUACCGCAGAAGAUGAAAGAUCUCAUCCUGGACUAUUACAGCAAGUUCAGCUUGAGAGUCACUACUGGCCAGCUAACAUCUGACUGGCACCAGCUGGAGGUGGGGAUAAUCACUGGCUAUACCAUCUCAGUGAAUGCUGGCGAUGAAUAUGCUGGUCAAGGCAGCUGA